CACAAAACCCUUCAUUCUCAUUCACUAUUGUCUCCAAAAAAACAACCUUUUCUGUUCAAAUCCAAACCCAGGAGAAGACCCGUCACCAUGGUCAAGUCCAAAGGAGACGUUUCUGCUGAUGGCUCGGACAGGUUAAUCUCAGCAAUUAGUUAUUUUUACCCUUUCUUCGAUGGCAUCCGGAAUCCUAACUUUAGUAGGUAUGUGAGAUUUAAUGCCAUGCAGGCUAUUGUGCUUGAUGUGCUGUUGAUUUUUCCUGAUCUUUUGGAGAGGAGUCUUAAUCCAAGAGAUGGAGUGGGUUUGGAUUUGAUGAUGAGCUUGGACAGCACUGUGUUUUUGUUCCUUUUCGUUUGUUCGAUUUAUGGGUCGUCUUCUUGCUUGUUUGGUCAGCUGUUCAGAUUGCCAAUUGUUGCUGAAGCUGCUGAUAGGCAAGCUCUUUGAUAUCCCACUUUUUUUUUUCCUGAUUUAUUAUUGUAAUUUACUUUUGAUGUUAAGUUUGAGACUCAGAAAGUGAGAAUGUUCAGCAGCACACUGAGUUAGACAAAAGAGAAGAAAGUCAUACUGUACAUGCUCUUACAUUUGUUGUACAGUUAAUUGGAAUGAAAAUCUUUAAGCUUA
Rubroshorea leprosula is the source of this 615-nucleotide messenger RNA. NCBI's taxonomy places the organism in Eukaryota, Viridiplantae, Streptophyta, Magnoliopsida, Malvales, Dipterocarpaceae. The record is from the annotation of a GenBank genome assembly.